AAGAACAACAUUUCAUCUUUUUGAAUUUUAUCUCUCUCUAACUAUCUCCAUGUUAGCUAGCCACUCUUUCUUGUUUGGUGCUCCUUCUAAUUGUUCUGAUCAAUUUUCUUCACCAGAAAAUGGUUUUAUUAUCAAAAGAAAAAGAAGACCUGCUGGAACUCCAGAAUAAAAGCAACGCGGAAGUGAUAACGAGGAAAAGUUGAGCAAAACAAAGGGAAAAUGAACUUCGACAGUACCGUCGACAGAACGUCGGCCUAAACCAUUGAACAGAACCAGAGGGGCACAUCACUGGAACCAAGCGACGGUAUGAUCCGACGGAACGUCGGACUAUCGACGAACCGUCGGACCAUCGAGAAUCACCGUCGAUUGAAAGGGAGAAACCCAAACACUAGAAAAGUAUGAUGGUAUCGUCCGACGGAAUGUCAGACCUUCGAUGGACCGUCGGGCUUGAUCGUCGGACAGCAGCAGUAACUAAUACCACUGGAAGACAGCGACAGCAUAUGUGACGGCACCGUCGGACCUUCGACGCACCGUCGAAUUACCGUCGGAUUUGACGCGGCAAAAGUUAUGUUGAAUUUUGGAGCCUUGACUUUUGGAGAUGCUAUAAAUACUAAGUGCUAGGGUUUAGUAGGCAUCCAUGCUCAGACACAUUCAAUUCUUAGCUUCUCUCUUGGUUUAGUUUUUCGUCAUUCUCACCUACUCUUUGACUUUUGUUUUUGGGGAGUUAGAUCUGAGAUCUACAUUUUUUCAGAUCUAACUUUCAUCUUUCAUUAUUCAUCAAGACUUCAACGUUGUAGAGCUUAUUGGUACCAUAGUUCCUAUUGGGAAACUAAGCAUUAGCUUGUGAAUCCAAAAACGUCAAUUCCAUUGAAGUCCCAAGAACUCAUUGUUGUAAGUGUUGUAUGUGAUAUUGCAUUAUUUAUGAGCAAUACAAUGAUAUCUUCUGUUUCUUCUAAGGAAAUGAGUAACUAAGCUUCCAUAACUGGAGUUAUGGAAGCCUUGAUGUAAGAAACUAGUUUUGGGUUGUGGAUCGAGGUAAGUUUCAUGAAUACUUGAUGUUGAAUAAACCUUUCUUCGUUUUUAGUGGUUUUUCAUGAUUGCAAAUUAGGCGAAGUCAGCACUAUAACACCACAUGUGUUAUUGAGUUCCUUCAAUGAAGCAAAUUACUUGUCGAGAGGAAGGUCACCACAUGCGCUGUCGGGUUACUUUAAUGAAGCAAUCACUUGUCCGAAAGGAAGGUGAUUUUUGAGCAAUGUAACGACUUCUCUUGUUUGUAACUAGAAGAAUCAGCACUAUAACAUCACAUACCCAAAGGGAUGGUGUUGUUGGGUUAUCUCAGUGAAGCAAUCACUUGUCCGAAAGGAAGGUGAUUGUCAAGUAAUGUAAUGAUUCUUCUUGUUCAUGACUUGAAAGGCAAACCCUUGGGUGUACUCUAGAAGGGUCAGCACUAGAACAACACUUUUCUGAAAGAAAGGUGUUGUUAAGUUACUUCGAUGAACCAAUCACUUGUCCGAAAGGAAGGUGAUUGUGGAGAACUGUAACAACCUAUCUUGAGUGUGACAGGGUAAGCCCACAGGCAACACUUGUUCGGGAGGAAAGUAUAUGCUGAGAACAUAAAAGUUCCUCUGGACUCUUAAAGACGUUACUCCUUUAAGUUUAAGGGCGAAUACGUUGACCAGAUUUGCUUACACGAGUACAUUACUUUCCCAAGAAGAAAGUGGAUGGGCAGAAAAGAAAGAGUUUACGUGGACUCUAAAGCUUCUAACCUUUAUCUUAAGGGCGAAUACCUUAACCAGAUCUGCCUACAUGGGGAAACAAUUGAAUAACCAAUGCGUUCUUUAAGUUCAAAAGAAGUAAAGGACAGGAUACCUACUGAGGUUGAAAGACGAAUGGGUAAAUAAUCAGAUUCAAUUAUCCUUGCAACUUAAGUGACAAAUUGAACUAUACCAAGAUCUACAUCCCUAGCAGUUUACAUAUUUUGGUAACCAUAACUCCGGUUUGUUCAAUACCUUGCAGUUUUACUUGAGGAUAGAGUUUUCAGUUUGAAUUCCUUCAUUUACCGAAUAUUAGAUUUUAUGUUAUAAUAUCCAAACCCCCCAUUAAUUGGAAACGAUUAACUAUCAGUCUAUUAUAUCUCAAAUAACUUAUAUUUACACCUUAUUCCCUGUGGGAUUCGAUCCCAACCUAGUUGGAUUCUAUAUUUGGCAGCGACCGCUUACAUUCUCAUAAGAGUGGUGUAAUUUGGACAUAUCAAAUUUUGGCGCCGUUGCCGGGGAAUACGGUUGUCGAUUGAGUUUAUUUGUGAUAAUUGACUGGUUAGUUAAGUUUUCGAAUUUUAUGUUUGUCUGUUGUUUUUGUUAGUUACAGGUAUAGUGGUUGAUGCCACAACCCAGAAGUUCGGGAGAACCAUUAUUACCUUUUAAUCCAAAACCCUAAUUGAUCGGUAGAAUGCCUGCCAACCUACAAAAAGCUGAUGGAUUAGCCGCCUUGGCUAAUGCAGAAUUGCACCAGCAAAAUGCAAAUAAUGUAAACCACAGAGUGGUCCUAGACGAUGAGGAUCUAGGUGAUGAUGAGCUGCUGAACCCAAUGAAUCAACGACGAGAUCGACGCUAUGUCUGGUCCAGCAAACAGGUAUGUCAAUAGAAACCGUUGUGGAUGGGUGAGACCAGAACGUCAAGCAGUGCAACUGGAUCUUGAUGAUGAUGACGAUGAUCUGGACGGAGUAGGAGCAACCGAAGCUAUCAUUCCUCCACCUUUAGCACCUGGAUCAAAGUUCAACAUCACGAGUACCAUGAUCCAGUUAUUACAUCUCAAGGGAUUAUUUGGUGGUUUGGCAAGAGAUGAUACGAAUAUGCACUUGAUAAACUUUGUCUCAACAUGCAAAUCAUUUGACAAUACUGGAGUUGGUCAGAAUGCUAUCCGAUUGUGGCUAUUUUCAUUAUCAUUGUCUGGAAAAGAAACUCUAUGGUUGAAUGCGUUAACCCCAGGUUCCAUUACACAUUGGAAUCAAUUGAAAGAUGCAUUCCUUGAGAGAUUCUUUCCACCAUCAAAGCGAGCACAACUGAGCAAUGAAAUCAGUAACUUCAGACAGCUUUCUACUGAAGCGUUCCAUGAAACUUGGGAGAGGCUAAAGAAGAAGCUUAGGCAGUGCCCUAAUCAUCAUAUGACUAACAUUCAUCUAAUGGAGAUAUUGUAUCGAGCCUUUAAUUCACUGGCGAAGCAAGUUGUAGAUAAUGCAGUAGGCGGAUCGUUCAUGGCUCUUACUUAUCCAGACGCAGCUGAAAUACUCGAUCGUAUGAUGAAGAAAAGUAGAGCAUGACACACCAGAGAGUUAGAAGUUGUAAGCCUCACUAUGUCUUUGGGAUUGACAGCUGAACAAAGGCAGAGAGAAGAAAAACAUGAGAAAGACAUGGCUCACCUAAAAAUGCAGAUAGAUCGGCUAACCAAACAUUUACUAUCCAGUAAAAUGGAGAAAGUAAAAGCAGUUGGUGCCCAUGGACGAGAUGAAUCUGAAGACGAAGAGGAAGUAUAUUAUGUCUAUAACCAGGGGGUUUCCGAGGCAGUGUCUAAGAAAACUAAGGUGGGAACUUCUACGAAGGAGGCCAAGAAAAUCAAGGGCGAAAUUACUAUGAGAAAUUAGGCUAUAGGGAGUGCGACCAGGAUAAUUCGAAGAACAAAGGUGACAAAAGUGGUUUGUACAUCCCUCCUGGAAACCGUGAAGCUACUACAACCAGUUCAGGGAAGAUGUCUAUGGAGGACUUGUAUGCUUAAUUGGUGAAGAAUCAAGACGCACAGACGGCCAAAAUGAUGAAAAGCCAAGAAGCACAAGCAGCCAAAAUAAGGGAAAUAAGAUGAGAUGUGUCCGCAAUGGAUCAAACACUUGGUGCACAUUCGUCCUCAAUCAAACAAUAGGAGCAAAAAAUGACCCAAUUAUCUGUCUUAGCAAGCUGCACCUUUCGAGCAAUAAAAUACAAAAUCCUCGAAAUGACGGUGCUUGUAUGGCGAUUACCACCCGGAGUACCAGGCCCUUCCGUGAGAAAAAAUAUUAUUGAAGAGGGAUCAAAGGAAGGUGGCAAAGAUGAAGAAAGUUGCCCAGCAGAAUCAGGACAUCUGGAAAGAAAUGAAACUCCCUCCAGCAGGCAAUCAAUUGAAAAAAUAGAGAAAGGAAAGCAGAAGGAAAAGGAUGUAGUGCUUACUCCUAAUCCCAGACCACCACUUCCUUUGCCCUACAGGUUGAAAAAAAAGGCCGAUGAUACAAAGUUCAUCAACUUCAUGGCAAUGCUCAAACAGUUAACAAUAAAUUUUCCAUUAGUGGAAGCAUUGGAUAAGAUGCCCGGGUAUGUUAAAUUUAUAAAAGACCUGGUCAAUAAAAAGCAAGUAGUCAGCCAGGAGUUAGAAGAUAUUCUUCAUCACUAUGGAUCUAUGUCCACAAGGUCUUUGGUACAAAAGAAAGCUAACCCCGGAGCAUUCACCAUCCUAUGCACGAUUGGGUCCUUUGAGUUUGCUAAGGUGUUAUGCGAUUUAGGAGAAAGCAUCAAUUUGAUGUCACUAGCGAUCUAUAGAAGUUGGGUUUGGGUAAUACCACGCCCACGAACUUGAGAUUAGUGAUGGCCGAUAUAUCAGUCAAGCGACCUGUGGGUGUGCUAUAUGACGUGCUUGUCAAAGUGGGGAACUUCAUCUUUCCUACAGAUUUUGUUAUCUUGGACUGCGAAGUAGACUUUGAGGAACCCAUAAUCUUGGGUCGACCCUUCCUUGCCACAGGAAGCGUGCUCAUUGAUCUGCGAUCUAACUAAUUGCUAUUCAGAUUGAAUGAUGAGGUUGUCAAGUUUGAUGUCUGCCAGUCCUUGAAACAACCUGAAGAGAUGAGUGUGCUAUCUAUUGUGGAUGUAUACUAUGAAGAUGAUGGAGAAGUUGCAAUACUAGAGAAAGAUGUUGUUGAACCUCUAGCAGCGGUUCUAAUAAAUUUCAACAGUGAAGGUAUUGAAGAGUAUGAAGAGAUCAUUUACGCAUUAAAUGGUAUGGGGUCAUAAUAUGCACCUAAAAGCUAGAUUUAGAUCUGAAGAACAGGCCAACACCACCAGCUAAGCCAUCCAUUGAAGAACCACCAGAGUUGGAAUUGAAGGAGCUACCUAGCCAUUUGAAGUAUGUGUUCCUUGGCAAUGGGAACACAUUAUCUGUUAUAAUUGCAGCUGAUUUGAGUGAGCAACAAGUGCAAGCACUUGUUUCCAUGUUGCAGCAUUACAAAAGGGCAAUCGAUUGGACCAUCGUAGACAUUGUUGGCAUUCCUUCUGGUAUUUGUAUGCAUAAAAUUCAGUUGGAGGAAAAUUGCAAACCAACUAUUAAGCAUCAGCGGAGACUAAACCCACCUAUGCAAGAGGUGGUGAAGAAGGAGAUAAUGAAAUGGCUUGAUGCAGGAAUGGUGAACCCAAUCUCUAAUAGCAAGUGGGUGAGUCCCGUAUAAUGCGUGCCCAAGAAGGGAGGUAUGACAGUGAUUGCCAAUGAAAACAAUGAGUUAGUCCCACUCCGACCAGUCACUGGGUGGAGAUUUUGUAUGGACUACUGAAAAUUAAACUCUUGGACGCUGAAGGAUCACUUUCCAAUACCCUUCAUCGACCAAAUGCUGGAUCGCUUAGUAGGAAGGGGUGGGUAUUGCUUUCUAGAUGGAUAUUCAGGAUACAAUCAGAUUUUAAUCACUCCUGAAGAUCAGGAGAAAACAAUAUUUACAUGUCCAUAUGGUACAUUUGCAUUUAAGCAGGUGCCAUUUGGCCUAUGUAAUGUGCCGGCCACUUUCCAAAGAUGUAUGAUGUCCAUAUUUUCAGUCAUGGUUGAAGAUACUUUGAAAGUAUUUAUGGAUGACUUCUUGGUGGUCGGAGAUUCAUUUGAGCUGUGUUUGACGAAUCUCAGCAAAGCCUUACUAUGAUGUGAAGAAGUUAACCUCGUACUCAAUUGGGAAAAAUGUCACUUCAUGCUGAAGGAAGGUAUUGUUCUAGGGCACAGAAUUUCAGCAAAAGGAACUAAAGUUGUGACAGAGCAAAGGUAGAAGUGAUUGAGAAAUUACCCCUUCCUAUCACCGUGAAAGGAGUUCGUAGUUUCUUGGAUCAUGCUGGAUUUUACCGCAGAUUUAUUAAAGACUUCUACAAAAUUGCAAGUCCACUAUGCAAACUUCUGGCGAAGAAAGCUUAGUUUGUAUUUGAUGAAGAGUGUAGGAAGGCAUUUCAAUGCCUUAAGGAGAAGCUUAUUGCAGCCCCCGUGAUUGUCGUACUUGAUUGAUCAAUGCCCUUUGAAAUUAUGUGUGACGAGUUGCGCUUGGUGUUGUACUUGGUCAAAAGCAAACAAUACUGGUCUUAAACUGUACACUAGUUCCAUGCAGAAUUACCUAUAUUACCUAAAACAUGUGAUCAACUAUUAGAAAUUCUGUAAGAGGCAUUGUACUGCAAACUGAAAUCUCAAAAAACAUGUGAUGCAUAUCUGAAAGAUCUAUAAAGUAAGGUUGUCUCAGUUGC
Messenger RNA from Capsicum annuum, 6503 nucleotides. RefSeq lists its product as uncharacterized. Bases 2612 to 3319 code for a protein of 235 amino acids. The record is from RefSeq and is a predicted model, not a curated record. The transcript is spliced from 2 exons. Lineage: Eukaryota; Viridiplantae; Streptophyta; Magnoliopsida; Solanales; Solanaceae.